AUGAGCAGUCCAUCUCGUCCAUGGUAUCGCAUUCGGUGGUUCGCUGACGAGGACACCGCCGAGGAGCGACGGCUGAUCGUCAAGCUUGACCUGCUCAUCGUCCCAUAUGCCUUCUUAGCUUACUGGGUGAAAUAUAUCGACCAGGCCAACAUCAACAAUGCCUACGUCUCUGGAGUUAAGGAGGACUUGAACCUGCAGGGCAAUGACUUGGUUCAGCUGCAGACCAUGUACACCGUUGGCGCUGUUGUCGGGCAGAUACCCUUCGUCUACCUAUUUACCAAAUUACCCAUUUCCUGGCUGAUUCCGAUUUUGGAUAUCGCGUGGGGUGUCUUCACGUUGUUGCAGUUCCGCGCAAGUUCCUUCGGCGAGCUAGCAGCCUAUCGAUUUCUGGUCGGAUGGUUUGAAGCCGCCUUCUUCCCGGGAAUGCAUUAUAUAUUUGGUGCCUGGUACCGUGGAGAUGAAAUCGCCCGUCGGGGUGGCUGCUUCUACGUCGGCCUCACAUUGGGAACUCUCACAGCGAGUCUGAUCCAAUCUGGAGCGUCGGCCCGACUUGACGGCGUGCAUGGUCUCGCCGGUUGGCGGUGGAUGUACAUUGUCUGUGCUAUCAUCACCAUCCCAAUCGGAAUUCUAGGUUUCUUUAUCUUGCCCGGCACUCCCGACAAGCCCAACCGGACGGUAUUGCGGUCCAAGGACGUUGAUCUCGCAAAGUCGCGACUUGCCAGAGUCGGCCAUGGCUUCCACUCAGAAUUCCAAUGGCGAUCUGUGAUUAACGUCGCUCGUAAUUGGAAAUUCUGGGCCAUGCUGUGGCUGGACAUCUUCUUUUGGAAUGCCUGUCUAAAUACUACUGCAGGGGGGUACUUGCUCUGGCUGAAAAGUCUGAAUAGGUUCUCAACAGCGCGGUUAAAUGAGUUGUCUGCUAUCUCACCCGCUCUGGGUAUCUUCUACACGUUGUUUAUCUGUUUCGCGUCAGAUCUUGUGCUGGGGCCAGCAUGGGCCAUCACUGUCUCGCAUAUCUGGAAUAUCAUCGGUCUGGUCAUUUUAGUCGUUUGGAACGUGCCUGAAUCUGCGAAAUGGUUUGCUUUUCAAACGACCUAUGCGGCUGUAGCGAUGUCAAGUGUGCUAUACGGUUGGAUCAACAGUGAGCUACGAGCAUCACCGGCGGAACGGUCGUUGGCCCUGGUAAUCACCAACACAAUUGCGCAGUCGACGACAGUGUGGACACCGUUGUUGGUUUUCAAAACAGUCGAGGGACCGCGAUUCACCAAGGGAUAUUCUUUUACUUUGGCGAGUGCGACCUGUCUGAUUGCGAUGGCGCAUUUGAUCCAAAAGAGGCAAAGUAGUCAAACCGACGGGGAGAGCUGGAUAGAGACCUCAGUGCAAGUACAAACAAAAGCUGGCUUAUAG
Molecule: messenger RNA, 1404 nt
Organism: Aspergillus pseudotamarii
Lineage: Eukaryota; Fungi; Ascomycota; Eurotiomycetes; Eurotiales; Aspergillaceae
Product: putative MFS transporter Seo1
Exons: 5
Coding region: 1-1404 (467 amino acids)
Biological process (GO): transmembrane transport
Cellular component (GO): membrane
Molecular function (GO): transmembrane transporter activity
Source: RefSeq, a predicted model, not a curated record